Molecule: messenger RNA, 1284 nt
Organism: Mollisia scopiformis
Lineage: Eukaryota; Fungi; Ascomycota; Leotiomycetes; Helotiales; Mollisiaceae
Product: HSP70-domain-containing protein
Exons: 1
Biological process (GO): protein refolding; cellular response to unfolded protein
Cellular component (GO): cytoplasm
Molecular function (GO): ATP hydrolysis activity; misfolded protein binding; ATP-dependent protein folding chaperone
Source: RefSeq, a predicted model, not a curated record
GAACAAGUCUCCUCUCAUAUCAUGAAGCAACUGAAAGCUGCAGCCGAAGAUCAACUUGGUACGAACAUCACCCAUGCCGUCGUUUCCGUCCCAACAUACUUCAACGAUACCCAGAGACAAGCAACAAAAGAUGCUGGCAAGUCUGCAGGUUUAGAAGUUCUCCGUGUUGUCAAUGAAGCAACUGCAGCUGGAAUAGGAUAUGAACUUGAUCGGAGCAAUGACGAACUUAACAUCCUCGUUUAUCAGCUUGGCUUCAACACAUGCGAUGUUACUCUGAUGACUAUUGAUCGAGGAGUGUUUGAGAUCAUGUCUCUUGAGAUCAUGUCUCUAGCCAGUGCGAAGGUUAGUAGCGAACAAUACGAUCAAGCAGUCCUUGAACAUGUCAUUGGGACGCCAGACAUGAGAUCUCAGGUUACAAAAGCGUUGAAUACCCUAUCAAGCAAAACAUCGGCCAAGAUCACUUAUUCUCUCGCACAAAAGGAGCUAAAAGAGGUUCAUGAAAGAACAUUCAACAGGACGAUACCAUUGAUCAAAAGAGUCCUCAAAGAAGCCAAGUUGUAUAAAGGUCAAAUCGAUGGUAUAAUCCUCACUGGAGAACCUCGGAAUGCCGCAAGAAUACGACCAUUUGUGGAAGCCUAUUUUGGCAAGAAGGUUCUCGAAGGGAUCAGUUCAGACGAAGUGAUCGUUCGAGGCAUUGCCAAGCAAGCUGAGGUGCUUGGUUAUGAGUCGGAUGGUAUGUUUCCUUUUCAAUUUUGGGGUUACACUCCGUUGUCAUUAGGAAUUGAUAAUGGAGGCAUCUUCAUCUGUGUUGUUCCUCGAAAUUCGGUCUUACCUACAUCGAAAAGGAUUACCAUCGUCACUGUUGAGGAUAGCCAGACAUCAAUACAAUUGAACGUACACGCAGGAGCAGGAUCGAUUACUAGCAAGACCAAAUUCCUUGGGACUUUGAAUGUUCCUGUGACUCCAGGAGUUCCAGUUGAUGUAUAUUUUCAGGUCGACACGAAUGGAGGUUUGGAAGUGAUAGCAGGAGAUGUGAAGCUUCAGAUUGAGGAUAUUAGGUAUAGUGGCAGGUUAGACGAGGUGGAUUGGAUGAUCAUGGAAGCAGAGAUUGAAUGGGAAAAAGAUUUGGAGGAGAAGGAGGUGAUUGAGAAGAAUGGGAUGGGAAGGUUCAAGGUUGUGGAUAGAAUUGUCAAGAAUUCGUAUAAGGAGAGAGAGACAGGGUGGCUUGGAAGAUCUUGGAGAAGCGUUUAUGGUACAUUUUUGGUUGAUGGUUUUGCGCGUUGA